Messenger RNA from Chilo suppressalis (striped riceborer), 7461 nucleotides. NCBI's taxonomy places the organism in Eukaryota, Metazoa, Arthropoda, Insecta, Lepidoptera, Crambidae. The record is from the annotation of a GenBank genome assembly.
AUAACAGAUAGAUCGUUUCAACCUGACACGAUGGGGAUUAUGUAUGAGAAGCGACCGCUGAAAAGGUCCCGUUUAGGGCCUCCUGACGUGUAUCCUCAAGAACCACAACAAAAGGAGGACGAACUCACGUCCACCAAUGUAAAACAUGGGUUCUCAACAACACCACAGUCAAGUGACGAAUUCGGAACUGCAAGAAACUUUAACUAUUCUGCAACUAAGAUAGGACAAUUUUUCUCCUCAAUAUUAUCUAAAAAAGAGGAACUAAAUACUCUACCUGACUGUGGACGAAAAAAACAACAAGUUAAUCCCAAAGACAACUUCUGGCCUGCCACAGCACGUACUAAACCUCAAAUAGAGGCUUGGUUCAAAGAUUUAGCUGGUAACAAACCAUUAUCACAGCUUGCAAAGAAAGCACCAAACUUUAACAAGAAAGAAGAGAUAUUUAUAACUCUCACAGAAUUUCAAGUUUCUAUGCCAAGAGCUGCCUGGUUUAUAAAGCUAAGUUCAGCCUAUACUGUGGCUGUGUCAGAAGCAAAGAUAAAAAAGAGGCAGCUACUAGAUCCCACCACAGAAUGGACAACAACUUUAAUCAAAUUUCUGAAGGACCAAAUACCAAAGUUAGCUGAGCACUAUCAAAAUGCUGUGCCUGGAAGUAUAUCUGAUAAAACCCCACCUUCACAGUCAGGACAAGGUACUCCAAGUCACAAUUCAUCUGGUAAUCCACCAGGAGGCUCCACUCCUAAUUCAACUGUCCCCAACUCAAUGCAUUCUCCUGGGGCAUCAAGUGCCUUAGGGUCAUCAACUCCGAAUUCCACAGAUAGCACUGAUUGGCGACAGGCCCUCAAGCUAUGGAACUAUUGCUGUAGAUUAGCCAAAUAUUUGCUUGAUGAGGGUUUACUAGACCGCCAUGACUUUCUCACCUGGAUCAUUGAAUUACUUGACAAGAGAGCACCUGAAGAUGGUUUGCUAAGGUUGUUCCUACCGCUUGCACUUCAACACAUGGGAGAGUUCGUAUGCUGCGAGGGUUUGUCACGUCGUCUCGCGACGUCGUGCGCCAAGAAGGCUGCGUCAAUCUGUUCGGUGCUGUCAGAGAGUACACUGCGGACUUUGAACCAACCCGCAGUGUUCACCAAGGCUGUGGAUAGAUCGGGAGAAAAUAUAUCUCCAAUGUCGCCAGCACCCGACACCAACGGCGACGUGAAACCCAACAUAUCACAGAUAAAGAGAUCGGCCACGCCAGCAGAACAGAGUCAGGGCACACCGAAUCCCAACCAUUCUAUGGGCACGCCCAAUCCGAACCACUCAAUUGGCACCCCGAACCCCUUGGGAACUCCGAACCCCAUAGGAACCCCGAAUCCUCAACAACCGAUGGACGUACAAGUGAAAGAAGAGAUUGAGACUCCACCUAGGGACCAGAAAACUAUUCUGACCACUGUCAUAACGGCAGCAUUGAAUCCCGUGCAAGUUGGCUUCGGGGAAAUCCUCAACUGUCAGUACCAUAGAGAUGUGAUCAUACAACUGGCAACUAUUCUACAAAUCAUCAGCAUCGAGUGUCCUACUGCUAUGGUCUGGUCUGGGUGCGGAUCUUCACUCCAAGGCUCCCCUCUAGAUCUGCUACCAUUGCCACCGUCAGCUCUGCCGAUGCCACACAUGGACAGUGCUGUUACUGAAGAUCAUCGAAGGAUGGUUUAUGAAGCUGAACAAGAAAUCGCUGCCAGAAGUAAGAAAGCUGAAAGUAAAUGGUGCACGGACAAAUGGCAAACAAGUUCUCAAGCACGCGUACUCGCCGUGUUAGAAGCACUGGACAGACACUGCUUCGAUCGCGUCGACACUAACAAUAACUUGGAUACGUUGUACAAAGAAGUUUUUGCUAAUUGCGCGUCACCUACCAAAGACUCGACAAUAGACACCAAGGAUCCGGAAUGGGCGUGCUCAUACGCAGUGGUGAAAGUUCUUUGCGAAUGGGCGGUUUGUGGCGCAAGAUUCGGCGAGCACCGCGCUCAGGCCGCAGCCGCGUUACUGGACAAGAGGCAACAGCUGCUGCAUCAACACCACGACCAUCACGCCACGGGUUCCGAUGAUAAAGAGUCUGUGAGUUCUGGUACUGGCCUUUACAGUGGACCACCCAUCUUUCAAAACCUCUUGCUGCGAUUCUUGGACAAUGAUGCGCCCGUUUUAGAUGAGAGUCCGAACGCGCCGCCCGGUAACAGGCAGCAAUUCGCCAAUUUGGUACAUCUCUUUGGCGAACUCAUUAGGCGAGAUGUAUUUUCACACGACGCUUACAUGUGCACUCUCAUCUCUAGAGGCGACUUAAUAUCUCCCACGGAACCAACCUCCACGAGCAACUCCGGAAAUGGACACACAGUAGCGCCCCCAGCGAAUAGCACAGGAACCAACCAUAAUAUGGAUGACGAUAUCUUCGCAGGAAUUGAUCUCAAACCUCCGAAAAUGGAGGAAAAUGUCAGAAUGGAUUUGGACGAUUCAAAAAUCGACGAUGACUUGGAUAAACUUUUGCAACAUAUCAAAGUGGACCAACAAAAUUCAAUGGAUGCUCCCGACAGCCCUAAAGAUCCUGGUGAAACAUCACAUAGUGUCACUUCGCCUAUGAUGGGUCCAAGCGGUAUGAGUAUUCCUGGCAUGCCUUCCAUGUCUAUGGGACCAAUGUCUGUUCCAGGCAUGCGUACGACAAGCGCGGGCCCCUCCAGCGUUUGCGCGGCGCCUCCGCUGGUGUCCCGCCACUACCACUACACGAUGCACUUCCCUUUGCCGCCCGCGGAGCCCGAGCAUACGCCUCACGACGCCAAUCAACGCCAUAUAUUGCUGUAUGGAGUGGGCAGGCAACGAGACGAAGCGAAACACGCCGUCAAGAAAAUGACUAAAGAAAUUUGCAAAUUGUUCUCCAAGAAAUUCUCCAUCGAUGUGGCGGAAGGUGGUAAAAUUAAGAAGCACUCUCGCAGCGAAUUUAAUUUCGAAGCCGUCACGCACAAAUUCCAGGCGAUGUCUAUGUACGAACAAGGCGCAGUCUCGUGGGCGGUAGGCGGGGCCGUAUGCGAAGCUUUAGCUGCUUACGCUGCCGGAGCGACCACUUACUUACCGCAACCAGAACACGUGGCCUUCGCGCUGGACCUCAUGGAAAUCGCUUUAAAUGUGCACGGACUCAUCGAUACAUGUAUACAGAUACUGAAGGAGUUGUCUGAAGUGGAAGGAGCGUUGAUAACCCGCGGCGCGCCCAGUAGUGGGCUCGCGGCCCCACGCGCUUAUACGUCAGCACUAGCUCUCUACACCGUCGGGGCACUGAGGAGAUAUCACUCGUGUCUACUGCUAUCCAUGGAGCAGACGUCCGCGGUGUUCGAGCAACUGUGCCGUCUGGUGAAGUGCGUCGUGAACCCCGGCGACUGCGGCUCGGCGGAGAGAUGCGUGCUGGCGCAACUGCACGACCUUUACAAGGCGGCCGCGCACCUCUGCCACGCCCCGCACGCGGACACCUUCGCCAAUGCCUAUCCUAAGAUCAAACAAGCUCUCUAUUCUCCACUGCAGCCGACGCCUUCGAACUACUCAUAUAACCCACAGUUUCUUAGUGAAUUUUUCACUAAUCCUCGAAAAGGUAAAAUAGAAAUAGCUUGGGCCCGUCAAGUGGCCGAGUCGCCUGCUAACAGAUACAGUUUCGUGUGCUCGGCUAUGUUAGCCGUUUGCCGAGAAGUGGACAAUGACAGGGUGAACGAGCUGGGCGUGCUGUGCGCGGAGAUGACUGCCUGGUGUAGCGGAUUGGCGGCCGAAUGGCUCGGGGCUUUAGUGGCUCUAUGCGGCGCUCAGCACUACCCUCAGGCGCCGCACGCCGCGCCCCCACCCUACUACCCCGACCUGCUGCAUCACCGCGACUUGCACGACGCCGCCGCGCACGACGCGCUCGCCGUCUUCACCUGCAUCCUAGUCGCUCGUCAUUGCUUUUCUUUGGAAGACUUCGUCCGGCACGCGGCCUUGCCGUCUUUGGUGAAGGCGUGCGGCGGAGCCGGCGUUAGCGGCAAUCCGGCGAACGCGCCCUCCCCAGACACCGGCGCGAGGCUCACGUGCCAUUUACUACUGCGUCUCUUCAAGACUGUAGACACGCCGCAGCCCGGCCUAUAUUCAGUCUCCACAUCGCCUGGUCCCGGAGGUGGGGCCGCGGGAGUUCGCUUGUCUUGUGACAGACAUUUGUUAGCCGCCGCCCACAAAAACAUCGGCGUUGGACCGGUACUAGCCACUCUCAAAGCAAUACUCAUGGUGGGUGAUUCUACUGCACGAGACGGUGGUAAAUCUGGCGGAAAAAAAUCAUGUGAACUUUCCCACAUAUUGGGAACCAGCGAUACAGUGCCUACAGAUGCUCAACUUGAUCUCAUGUCGAUGGUAGAGUCAGAGUUAAGUGGGGGCCAUAGAACGCCUAGAGGAUGUGGCGGAGUAGGGUCAACCCUGUUAGACUCUUCUCAAUCGCUGUCGUCGCUUGCACGUCGCGUGCUCGCCGAGAUCUGCUCAGAAGAAUGGGUACUGCAGAAGUGUCUACAGAAUCCCGAUGAACUUUACCAACCUGAUAUGCUACUCGAUUCCAUGCUGACACCCAGACAAGCACAAAGAUUGCUGCACAUGAUAUGUUAUCCUGAUUCUGCGAGUCACACACAUCCCGAUCUCGAUCAGAAGACUAUGAUCACUCGACUUUUAGAGAACCUAGAGCAGUGGUCGCUGCGUAUGUCGUGGCUGGACUUGCAGCUGAUGUUCAAGCAAUUCCCUAGCGGUUCUUCGGAACUGAGUGCUUGGUUGGACACCGUGGCUCGAGCCGUUAUCAACGUUUUUCAACAACCUGCGCCGCCACCACCUGAUAAAGACAGAACUGGCACAGACCGCAGCGUAGUAAGCACGAGCAAGUGGUCAGAAUCGGUAUGGUUGGUCGCCCCUCUGGUUGCUAAACUACCGCCCGCCGUGCAAGGCCGCGUGCUCAAGCAAGCUGGACAGAUCUUGGAGAGUGGAUGGGGUGCGGGUUGCAGUGGCAACUGUUCAAGCGGCAGCGGGAACAGCGGCGGCUCACAUCGUGACUGCAAAAGUCACCAGAGUCCGAGUUACAAAGGGUCCUCCAGCGGCGGUGGCAGCGGUAAGCGAGGCGUCGGUUCUAGCGGAUGCGCGACCGCUUGCAACUGCGGCGGCGGCGGCAACGUGCGGCUGGCCAACGAGCCGCUGUUAUCACUCGUGCUGACCUGUCUGAGGCAUCAAGACGACCAGAAGCAAGAGAGCCUCCUCAGUUCGAUUCACGCACAGCUGCAGCAUUACUUAACUCACGCGCGGGAUCACGAGCGCUCCGCCUGCAGCGAUACAUGGCAAGACGAUGCGGCGCCCGAAGCGCUGCAGCUGCGCUUCUCGCUAGCGGGCGGCAUGUUUGACACCAUACGGAGGUCAUACCAGCUGAUCUCCGAUUGGGCGGUGCUGCUCACGCAACUGGUCGCGCACCAAGUCGUCGACGCGUACAAUAAUAGUUUGUGUCACAGCAACCUGUUCACAACAUUGAUCGACAUGCUCGCCACACUGAUCCACUCCACGUUGGCCGACGGCGGCGACGAUAACAACCGUAAACACUACCAGAAUCUAAUGAAGAAGUUGAAGAAGGAGCUGGGCGAUAGACACGGGCCCUCGGUGCAGGCCGUACGACAGCUGUUGCCGUUGUCCAAGAACACUAUUAUAGAGGUCAUUGCUUGCGAACCCCUUGGUUGUUUAGUCGAUCAAAAGGGAAAUAAAAUCACAGGCUUUGAUAGCGACAAGAAGCAGGGUCUUCGGCUGACGGACAAGCAGCGAGUGUCAUCGUGGGAACUAGUUGAAGGCGGACGGAACCCCGCCCCCUUAUCGUGGGCGUGGUUCGCCGCCACCAAGAUUGAGAGGAAACCGCUCACUUACGAAAAUGCACACAGGUUGUUGAAGUAUCAUACACACAGCCUCGUGAAACCUUUGAGCUACUACUUGGAACCUCUGCCCUUACCGCCUGAAGAUCUCGAGACAAAUGACAACAAACAGGAUAAUGGCAGUUUAGAUUCCAGUCCAACGGGAGCAGGGAAGGGUCGUUCUAGAUCCGCGCCAUGCAAAAAGAUUAAGAAGCAAAAAGUCACUACUCCCACAAGUAGCACCAGCGGGCCGGGUAGCAACGGCAGUGCGAACGGCAUGUCGGCGGCGCCCGCGCAGCAACCACAGUUCAUGCAGCAGCAGCAGCAGUGGUUCCCUCCCCCGGGGCAGAACUACUACAACCCGCCCGCUGGCGUUAGUCCUAGAGGAGUAGCUCCACCGGCCAACACCCAAUCAAAACAAGCGCUCAGCAACAUGUUGCGACAGCGUUUACCAUUUAAUCAAAUGACGCAAAUGCAGGGAGCUGGUUACCCGGGUACACCGCACGCUAGAGGCCCAUUCCCUCGACAAGCGAUGAGGCAAAUGCAACCUAACCAGAUGGGACAGAUGCAACCUGCUCAAAUGAAUCCUAUGGGAGGCAUGGCCGGCAUGGGUCCAAUGAGUCAGAUGGGUGGUGUUCAAAUGCCGGGACAGAUGGGCGCGGGACAAAUAGGAGCUAGUCAAAUGGGAGCAGGCCAAAUUAACGCGGGGCAAAUGGGGGCCGGCCAAAUGGGCGGCAUGGGUGGCCAAAUGUUCGGCAAUCAAUACGGCGGUAUGCAGCAAGGGUACGGGUACCAACAGCAAAUGAUGCAAGGCUCACAGCAGCAGAUGAUGAACCAGGGAAUGGGUCAGGGUGUAAACCAAAUGGGCCAACAAGUGAAUCCGAUGAAUCAGGGUGUCAACACGAUAGGCCAAAACGUUGGCCAAAUGAAUCAAGGUGUGGGCCAAUCCGCCCAAAUACCUCAGGGUAUGGGGCAAAUGGGUCAAGGCAUGGCGCAAAUGGGGCAGCCCAUGGGCCAGAUGGGUCAAAUGGGCCAAAGUGGAGGAAUGGGGGCGAUGAACACCCAAGGCGGUACAAUGGGCCCGCAGGGGGGUAAUGCUAUGGGAGGAUUCCCUGGACAACAAUCAUUCCAACAGAACAUGAUGGGCGGCAGAGCCAGUCAAGAGGCUUACUUAGCUCAGCAAAGACAAAACGCACGACCGCAAUAUAUGCAGGCGCCUAACGUAACUAUGGGUGGUAUGGGUGGGCCAGCGCCCCCUUACCCACGAGGUAUGCAGCCCCAACAAAGCGCCCAGUACCAACAACAGAUGAACCAACAACGGAUGCGGCAACAGAUGCUGGCCAUGCAACAACAGCAGGGGCCACUGCAGAGCAAUCACGAUAUCCAGAUACCUUGUAGUAGCAUAAUGGCCAAUCGCCAGCAUAAAGAGCUACUAAUGAAAUACAAGCAAUGGCAACCGUACCAACCCCCGAAUUAAAUGUGCUGGGAAGUAAUAUGGUCACCACUAGAGCGGUCAAUACAAACUGCAUUCGGCAGCAAAUGUGAUGGAUGGGGUAAAAUUUAA